Microcebus murinus (gray mouse lemur) is the source of this 1262-nucleotide messenger RNA. The record is from RefSeq and is a predicted model, not a curated record. Lineage: Eukaryota; Metazoa; Chordata; Mammalia; Primates; Cheirogaleidae.
CUGGAACUUAAUGUUUACCAUCUUGUACCAUUUUUCAGGAUCACAGUCCUGAAAAAGAUUCUGGGCCAAGCCAGAAGACAAAUAAGUACGUGAUCAGAAAUCUGUAGCGCAAGCAAGUCUUUUGCACUUUCCCACUACAGAGGGUUUAUCGUGAGUGAUCUGGUACAUUUCUUUCCAGCUUACACACCUCUCACAAGAUUGGACCGAGGGCACAUCCCAAAGGAGCAGGCACUUUAACUACUCUAUACAAGCUAAACAAACAAGAAGUACCUUGGCCCUAUCACUCGUCUUCACUGCACGUUCACCUCACACUGGCAGAGCUUUAUGAUUUAACUAGAGGCUUCAUGUGCUUUGGUUCUGUGACAAAAGUGCAUUUCCAGAUCUACUAUCAUUGAAGACCUGAGAAGGGCCUUUUCCUCUUAAAAAAAUUGUUUGAAAUGUGCGUCGUGGCAAUGGACAAAGGGCAGCUCUAGCGAACGUGGCACAUUAUUAUUACAUAAAAAAUCUCAGCCCCUACUAGCACCCUGCACUCCAGACCCCCACUUGCAGACACAUCCAGGAAGGACUACAAAACAGAGACUUCUGGGGGCGGAAGUGACGACAGGCGCAAAGCAUGCUGGUCUCGGGCGCGCUCUGCUCAAGGCAUCUUCUUCACAGCGUGGUGGUCAGAUCUAGUUACCUGGCAGCUAUGGGAGAAUGGAUGAAGAAAGGCCCCUUAGAAUGGCAAGAUUACAUUUACAAAGAAGUCAGAGUGACAGCCAGUGAGAAGAACGAGUAUAAAGGAUGGGUUUUAACUACAGACCCAGUCUCUGCCAAUAUCGUCCUUGUGAACUUCCUUGAAGAUGGCAGCAUGUCUGUCACCGGAAUUAUGGGACAUGCUGUGCAGACUGUUGAAACUGUGAGUGAAGGGGACCAUAGAGUGAGAGAGAAGCUGAUGCAUUUAUUCAUGUCUGGAGACUGCAAAUCAUACAGCCCUGAGGAUCUGGAAAAGAGAAAGAACAGCCUAAAGAAAUGGCUUGAGAAGAACCACAUUCCCAUCACUGAACAGGGAGAUUCGAAGAGGACUCUCUGUGUGGCAGGGGUCCUGACUAUAGACCCACCAUAUGGUCCAGAAAAUUGCAGCAGCCCUAAUGAGAUUAUUCUGUCCCGUGUUCAAGAUCUCAUUCAAGGACAUCUUGCAGCUUCUCAAUGAGAGGCCAAGAAUUGUGGACACACUGAUUGAAACAGACUUUUUUCCCCUUCAUAAAAUGUGUUGAAUGUAA